UCUCCCGUCUGCCGUCUCCCCUCCCCGUGCUCAGCUCAGCUCCAGCUAUCCCAGCUCCACGCCCCUACCUCUUCGCACGUCCGCCGCGGCUUCUCGGGUUGACGACGCCGGCCGCGUCACGAGCGCUGAGUCCGCCCCACAAGAUACCGGACAACUCGAGAAGAAAGCAUCGCCGACGACGAUCGCUAGCGGCCAGGCAAGAUUGAUUCGCACGAGCGCCUCGAGGAGCAGCCCAUGAUGCACGGGAAUGGGCACGGCCGCGUCCACCCGUUGGCGUCCAGCUCCGACUUCUCCGGCGAGAUGAACCAGUCCGUGUCCGCGCCGUCCUCCGACCCCUCCUCCAGCCCGCUCUACAGCUUCCACUUCGAGAAGCCCGUCCCGCAGCAGCCGCCGCCGGCACAGACCGGCACGUACGUGGUGCAGGUGCCCAAGGACAAGGUCUUCCGCGUCCCGCCGCCCGAGAACGCGCGCCUCUUCGAGCACUACACCCGCCGCGCCAAGCGCCGCAGCCGCUGCUCCUGCGUCCGCGUCUGCACCUGCCUGCUCGCCGCGACCGUCGCGCUCGCCGUCCUCCUCGCCGCGGCCGCCGGCGUCGUGUACCUGGUCUUCAGGCCCAGGCGGCCGUCGUACACCGUCCGGGCGCUCGCCGUGUCCGGCCUCGCCGGCGUGGGCAACGCCUCCGCGGCGCCGGCCGCGUUCUCGCCGGGGUUCGACGCGACCGUGCGCGCCGACAACCCCAACGGCAAGAUCGGCGUGCACUACGAGGGCGGCAGGAGCCGAGUCUCCGUGUCGUACGACGGCGUGCCCCUGGCCGACGGCGCGUGGCCGGCAUUCUACCAGGGGCCGCGUAACGUGACGGUGUUCGUGGCGAAGGCCAAGGGGUCCGGGAUACGGUUCUUGCAGGGCGUGCGCGGGCAGAUGGCCGCGGCGGAGCUGCUCCGGUCGGUGCCGUUCGACGUGGACGUCGAGGUGCCCGUGCGGCUGCAGCUCGGCGGGGUCAGGACGUGGGCCGUGCCGGGGCGGGCGCGCUGCACCGUGGCGGUCGACAGGCUCGCCGCCGACGCCAAGGUGGUGUCCAGCUCGUGCGACGUCAAGGUGCGCUUCCUGUCCUGGAGGAACUGAACUGAGCAAACAGAGCAAGUAACAAGUGGCUUUGCCAUCUCUGCAUUAGAAGAGCAUUUCUGGCCUGUACCGGGAUACAUUUUGGUCCUCGUUUGUAAAGUUGGUUUGCUCGAGUAAUACGGAUCAUAAUAUCAAUAUCGUGCAUUCUGAGAAAUUGACUG
Panicum virgatum (switchgrass) is the source of this 1283-nucleotide messenger RNA. Its product is annotated as NDR1/HIN1-like protein 13. The record is from RefSeq and is a predicted model, not a curated record. Gene Ontology annotation, cellular component: plasma membrane. NCBI's taxonomy places the organism in Eukaryota, Viridiplantae, Streptophyta, Magnoliopsida, Poales, Poaceae. Bases 235 to 1122 code for a protein of 295 amino acids. The transcript is spliced from 2 exons.